Molecule: messenger RNA, 3135 nt
Organism: Podospora pseudopauciseta
Lineage: Eukaryota; Fungi; Ascomycota; Sordariomycetes; Sordariales; Podosporaceae
Exons: 2
Coding region: 1-2805 (934 amino acids)
Biological process (GO): transmembrane transport
Molecular function (GO): transmembrane transporter activity
Source: RefSeq, a predicted model, not a curated record
AUGUCGGCACCACGCCCACCCGAAGAUCCCACGAAGCCGGGUGACGACAGCCAGGAGAAUCCGCAGUCACCACCUCCUGAGCAACCCGCCAAAAACACACAGUCAUCAUCCAACAAGGGAAAGGAGAAGAAGAAGGUGGGAUUUACAAGCGAGAUCACGGCUGGUCCAUCUCACUCUGGGUACUAUUACGGAACCCCUACCCCCACCGACCAAGAAACAGAGGCUCGGGAUUACUUCUCCCUUUCACCCUCACCGAGUCCAAGCCCGACCGAUGGCCACAAUGCCAAUCGAGACUCUGUUAACAGGGAGCAGCUCGCUGCCGCCCUGGCUGAGAUCUUGAAGCCCGAGCACCUGAGUGGUCCAGUACCCCCGAGCAAGCCCCGCCCGGUCCUCCGGAAGUCGACCCCACUUCUGGCCGUUCCCGAAUCACCCGCUACACAGCAUCAGUCCGAGAUCGAAGCCAAGAACCGGGCUGAUCGGCUUGCUUAUUCGGUGGGCACCGGUUCAGCCCCGCCGUCUGGAAGGAGCUCUGCUGAACUUACCGAGUUGGAAGAGGAGGCUUCUCGAGAUCGUGAGGGCUUAUUGGGGAGUUCGGACACUGCACAGACGCAUGACUUCGCUUUGCCUGCCAAUGACGACUCCCUCAGGUAUCGAAGAAACGCCCAUCAAGAGGCGGACAGGCUUAUUCGCACCCACACCCGGCGCAAAAGCCCACUCAUGCACUCAUUCACUCCACGGUCAGGGACAGCUACCCCUGUUGAUCACGAUGUUGAGUACAUCCCCCGCCCGGACAAGUACAAGGGUGGCAUCUUGGGAACGCUUCUUAAGCUGUACGGCACAGAUGAGAAAAAUGGCUCGGCCUCGGCGUCGACGUCGACCGCCGACCUCCUAAUCCCCAGCCUCCCCAGCACACCCAGUCGAACUCCAAACCGCACGCCUUCUAGCACUCCGCCUACGUCUCGGCCUACGACUCCCGAUCCCGACAAGGGGCGCCGAUCCAAGAAGAGACAGUCCACCAGCACUCUGGCUGGGCUGAUGGAGUCCUCUUUCAUGAUUGCCGCCCCCGGAACCAACAAGGACAUCCAAAAUGCCGUCUCAGAGAAGAUCAAGUUGGAGAAAGAACGGUACAAGAGGACGGCAAAGUCGAAGAAGAAGGUCGACGAAUACAAGAUCAAGAUCCACAUCGCCGAAAUCAUCAAUCGACAUCGCUACCUGAUCAAGCUCUGCAACGCCUUGAUGAUCUAUGGCGCGCCAACCCAUCGUCUCGAGGCUUACAUGGCCAUGUCUGCUCGCGUUCUUGGCAUCGAAGGCCAGUUUCUGUAUCUGCCUGGCAUCAUGUUGAUUUCUUUCGACGACAGUCAGACGCACACUACCGAGGUCAAGAUCAUCAAGGCUAAUCAGGGCUUGGACUUUGGUCGCCUGCGCGAUGUCCACGAGAUUUACAAGGAGGUUGUCCAUGAUCGAAUCGGAGUCGAUGAGGCUACUACCCGACUCGACGAGGUGAACAAGCGUAACGAGAAGUUCCCCAUCUGGUUCCGGAUUCUGCUCUCUGGGGUAGCGUCAGCAGCAGUGGCUCCUUUCGGUUUCGAGGGCCGGUACAUCGACUUGCCCAUUUGCUUCAUCCUCGGCUGCGUGGUUGGUUUCCUCCAGCUCUACCUGGCGCCAUCCAAUGAGCUCUAUGCCAAUGUCUUCGAAAUCACGGCAGCUAUUCUGACUUCGUGCUUGGCUCGAGCCUUUGGUUCGAUCAGAGGUGGAACGCUCUUCUGCUUCUCCUCCCUUGCCCAGGCCUCGAUUGCUCUGAUUCUCCCUGGUUACAUGAUCCUCUGCGCAAGUCUGGAGCUCCAAAACCACCAGAUGAUCUCGGGUUCUGUUCGAAUGGUGUACGCGCUCAUCUACACGCUCUUCCUAGGCUACGGUAUAACCAUAGGGUCCGUUAUCUAUGGCUACAUGGACGAGAAUGCCUCGAGCGCCAUUCACUGCUCAGUUGGCGAGGAGUGGUACCUCCAACGACCGUCGCCCGAUUAUUACGUUUUGUUUGUCAUUCCCUUCACGCUUUGCCUGUGUGCGAUCAAUCAAGCGAAGUGGAAGCAAACACCUGUCCAAGUGAUCAUCUCGGUCGCCGGUUACCUCGUCAACAAUUACUCUUCCCGCUUCUUCAAAGGCAAUUCGGUUGUUUCCAGUUCGCUCGGUGCUCUGACCAUUGGUGUCCUUGCCAACCUUUACUCUCGCCUUGGACGAUACUUUGAGAACUACAUGCUCGAUGUCUGGGAGAGGACGAUCCAACCACGCUGGAGCCGCUUUCGGAGACGUGUCAAGAGAGGACCUUAUCCGUCCCCGUAUUACCAAUCAUCGACAGCCAUGGAUUCAGAUGAGUCUGAUCCCAAAGCCGCUGCAGAGCGAGAGAAGGAGCGAGACCUCGAGAACGGACCCCCGACUUUGUCCACCGAGGGCAUCACAGCCGGUAUUACCAAGCAUGCUCGCAAAGUUGGGUACGGUCUUGCCGCGGCGGCCAUGUUGCCUGCCAUCUUUGUCCAAGUGCCCGGAGGCCUGGCCGUGAACGGGUCUUUGUUGAGCGGCGUUGCUAGCGCCAACCAGAUUGUUCGUAACGAGACAAUUUUGGCGAACGGGACUGUUGUCAACGGGACGUUUACGACAACGGAAGAGGUGGCGGAUUUGAACAGCACUGCUUUCAACGUGCUGUUCAGCGUUAUUCAGGUUGCGAUCAACAUCUCUGUAGGGUUGAGUUUGAGUGCGUUGCUGGUUUAUCCUUUCGGAAAGCGGAGAAGUGGAUUGUUCAGUUUCUAAGGCGGUGUUGAUAAGGGGAGGGGGAUGACAUGCGCAGGUUUUGGGGGCAGGUCAAAAGCAUUGUUUUUUCCUCUGGGACCAUUUUGGGACUCGUAUACGACAUGAACAGGCGUUUGGAGCCUUUAUCUUCGGUAUCAUUUAUUGAGAAGGGAAGACCAGGCAAAGGCGUUUUUUUGGGGGGUUUCUGAGCAUUUACAUUGGGAGGCAUAUGAUAUAAAGACAAACAACCUGACAUUGACGAGUCGUCAUGAGGGAGAUAAGUAGAUAUAAUAGUCGUAAUGUGUGUGUUAGAUGGGUGGGAGGCAGAAAAAUACAAAAACAUCAUCAUUG